Molecule: messenger RNA, 1001 nt
Organism: Notodromas monacha
Lineage: Eukaryota; Metazoa; Arthropoda; Ostracoda; Podocopida; Cyprididae
Source: the annotation of a GenBank genome assembly
AGGUGUUUCAGAACUGAAGUAUUGGUACUCCACAAGAAUGAGAGUGACAAUAGUGGUGAAGUUGAUCUGUUGAUUCUCUCUUGAGUGCAGAAGUACAGUAUUGCAUUAAACAUGGAGAACACAACUGCUGUUGAUGUUGCGGAUGGACUUGAUGAGCUAGAGAAAAAGGCAUUGCUUUUAGUUGCAGAAGCCGUGGACAUUAUCAAGAUUGAGGUAGGAAUUGAAAAGUAUCGGGUUGAUGAUUCUCGGAAGGAAAGACAAGUGAAGAAGCCACGGGUUCAUGAAUGCCGUUCCAAUGAGGAAUUGCAAGUGGGAAACCUUCUUGAAAAGCCGCCGUCAUGCUACCUGAAUGAAAGUAAGGAAGCUGUUGUACAAUUUGCAAAGUUCAUGAUUUGGGCCAUGAAGGAUCACACAAACAUGUACAAUCUUCUCAUUGGGAAGUCGCCAGAUUAUAAUGGCCACUCCUCAGGAACAUUCCUCAUGAAUCUUCUUGAACUCAUCAUGAAAGAGGAAGCUGCAAAGAAAACUCAGCUUACAGGGCCUGAUUUGGAAUUGCAUAUCCAGAAUGCCACAGAAAUGGUGCCAGCUUUCAGCAGAAAUGGCCAUGAAGUAUACAUGGAUGUGAAGACAUGGAUUAAAAAUUCAUAUGAAACUCAUAUGAAGACUGUUGUGGGGAGGUACAUGGAGAUGAACUGCAUGUCCCCCUCUUUCAAGUCAUUUGGAACUGGAUGGUUGACAUCUGUCUACAAUGCUCGUAGUAUUCUGUGGGAGGAUUCCCCAUUCCAAAGGAGGUCUCCUUUCAAAACUGUGGCUGCUGUUGAGUUGCAGAGUGAUGAAGAUUUGCUGGUGAACUAAAUAAAGAGAAGGCUGAGAUGACCGCAGUAUCCAGACGAUUAUCAUGGACAUGCAUCCCUGAGUGAGGUAGCAUCUGAGUAGAACAGAUUUGCAGGACUUGAUGAAAAAGGUAACAUGCUGACAACCCCACCUAUUUGCAACUUGGC